AUGGUUCGUCCAAUCGGGACCCAGCCUUCAGGCUCCGCCUCUACGUUGCCGCCACCACUUCCGGUCCGCUCCCGGAAGUCCCGCAGUGGAGCCAAAUUUGAAGCCUGCGGAGAGGCGGGGACGGGGGUGGGGGCGCGGUCGCAAAGCUGGACCCGUCGAGGUUUCCUUGGCUGCCUGACCCCCUUAGGACCAAUCAUCAUGCCUAUCCGUGCGCUGUGCACCAUCUGCUCCGACUUCUUCGACCACUCCCGAGAUGUGGCCGCCAUCCACUGCGGCCAUACCUUCCACCUACAGUGCCUAAUUCAGUGGUUUGAGACAGCACCAAGUCGGACCUGCCCACAGUGCCGAAUCCAGGUUGGCAAAAGAACCAUUAUCAAUAAGCUCUUCUUUGACCUUGCCCAAGAGGAGGAGAGUGUCUUAGAUGCAGAAUUCUUAAAGAAUGAACUGGAUAAUAUCAGAGCCCAGCUUUCCCAGAAAGAGAAGGAGAAAAGGGAUAGCCAGGUCAUCAUCGACACUCUGCGGGACACCUUGGAAGAGCGCAACGCCACUGUGGAAUCUCUGCAAAAGGCUUUAGACAAGGCUGAAAUGCUAUGCUCCACCCUCAAGAAACAGAUGAAGUACUUGGAGCAGCAGCAGGAUGAAACCAAGCAAGCACAGGAGGAGGCCCGCCGGCUCAGGACCAAGAUGAAGACCAUGGAGAGGAUUGAGCUCCUACUCCAGAGCCAGCGGCCCGAGGUGGAGGAGAUGAUCCGAGACAUGGGUGUGGGACAGUCAGCGGUGGAGCAGCUGGCUGUGUACUGCGUGUCCCUCAAGAAAGAGUAUGAGAAUCUAAAAGAGGCACGGAAGGCCUCAGGGGAGCUGGCUGACAAACUGAAGAAGGACUUAUUUUCUUCCAAAAGCAAGUUGCAGACAGUCUACUCUGAACUAGACCAGACAAGGUUGGAGCUGAGGUCAGCGCAGAAGGACUUACAGAGUGCUGACAAGGAAAUCACAAGCCUGAAAAAAAAGCUAACGAUGCUGCAGGAAACCCUGAACCUGCCACCAGUGGACAGUGAGACUGUCAACCGCCUGGUUUUAGAGAGCCCAGCCCCUUUGGAAAUGCUGAACCUGAAGCUUCGCCGACCAGCCUUCGGUGAUGAUAUUGACCUCAAUGCCACCUUUGAUGUGGACACCCCUCCAGCCCAGCCUGCCAGCAUCCAGCAGGGCCGUGCCAAGAAGCUCUGCCAAGAGAUAGCACACUCUCCUGUUCAGGACAUCCCCAACAAGAUGCCCAAUGACCCCAAGCAGGAGUCCCAGCUCUCGCUGGGCGGCCAGCGCUGUAUGGGAGAGCCAGAUGAGGAGCUGGCUAGUGCCUUUCCUGUCUUCAUCCGGAAUGCUGUCCUAGGCCAGAAACAGCCCAAGAGGGCCAAAGCAGAGACCCGUCGCAGCACAGAUGCCGUAAGGACCGGCUUCGAUGGUCUUGGAGGUCGGACAAAAUUCAUCCAACCUACUGACACAACUAUGAUCCGCCCACUGCCUGUUAAGCCCAAACCCAAGGCUAAGCAGAGAGUCAAGACAAGGACAGUGCUCCCUCCCUCCCAGGCCAAACUGGACACCUUCUUGUGGUAG
This is a messenger RNA of Puma concolor (puma), 1608 nucleotides long. RefSeq names its product TRAF interacting protein (gene TRAIP). Gene Ontology annotation, cellular component: site of DNA damage; nucleus. Gene Ontology annotation, molecular function: ubiquitin protein ligase activity. NCBI's taxonomy places the organism in Eukaryota, Metazoa, Chordata, Mammalia, Carnivora, Felidae. The record is from RefSeq and is a predicted model, not a curated record. Gene Ontology annotation, biological process: replication fork processing; protein ubiquitination.